Molecule: messenger RNA, 1291 nt
Organism: Chironomus riparius
Lineage: Eukaryota; Metazoa; Arthropoda; Insecta; Diptera; Chironomidae
Source: the annotation of a GenBank genome assembly
UUCUCGUUCGUGAAUAAAGUUUCUUCGAUUCGCUAACAAAAGCUAAGGGCUCUCAAUAAGAAACUGAAAUCUUAUCGAGAACAAAACGGUAUUAAAUAUGAAUCAAAAAGUUCUAAUUCUAGCAAUAUUUUGUGGCAUUUUUAUGUGUUCAAAUGCAACUGGAAAUAUUGGAUCAGUGCUAUCGCCAAUUAUUGGUGUAAAGACAGGAAUAAUUGAAGCAGUACAAAAGGCAGUGAAUGCAAAAUAUGAUGCUAAAUUAAAAGCACUAAAUUCAUUAAGUGGAUUAGGAGGUGGAAGUGGAAAUGGAGGUGGAUUUGGUGGUUUUUCUGGUGGAAAUGGAGGUGGAUUAGGAAGUCUUUUUGGAGGACUUUCAGGCGGUUCAAGUGAUAGUGGAAGUGGAAAUAUUUUAGGAGGCUCUGGAGGCAAUCCAUUAGCACUCAUUCAUUCCGUAAUUAGAGGUUUUACAAGCAAACUUGGUGGAUCAUCAGCAAGUUCUCAAAGUAUGUCAUUAGAUUUCGGAAAUGAUGAUAGCUUCAAUGGUGAUGGUUCAAGUAGCUACGAUGCAUCGGCUGAUGGAUUAAGCUCAUCAUCGUCAUCAGGUGGUUUCCAAUCAUCAGGCGGAUAUGAUACAAAUCAAUAUUCAUCAUCAUCAUCUCAAGGAACUCAAUUCUCAGCCGAUACAGGAUAUAACUAUCAACCACCACAGCCAGCUCCCCAACCAAUCCCUUAUCAACCUCCUCAACCAUCAAAUAAUGGAUAUAACUACCAAGCACCUCAACCAGCACCAGACUGUAAUAAUGGACAUGGAGGUCUUUCAUCAAGCGGAAAUGGAAAUUUUGGCGGUAGUUCAUCAUCUUCUGGUUCACUUUCAUCAAAUGGAAAUGGACAUGGAGGCAGUUCAGGAGGAUUUGGCGGUUUCCAAAAUAUCUUGGGUGGUUUAAAACAAAUACCAGUUCAGAUAUUGACAGCCAAGAAAGGUUUGAUAAACAGCAAAAUUGACAAAAAGAUUGCACACUUUCAAAAAUCAUCUGGAGGUGCUUCAUACUAAAACGCAGGUGUCAAAUCUCUAAUACAUAUGUACAUAUAAACGAACAGACUAGACAAAGAUUCACAGGCCAAGAAUCAUUUGUAGGAUUAUAUUCAUUUUUAUGAUUAAGUAUUAUCUUAAAAUGUAUUGUAAAGAAACCAACACUAAAGAUAUUGCUAAUAGACUUAGACAAUUUUUGUGUGAUUCACGUAAUCAUUCUUCAUGCUGAGAUUUUUUUUCGACAAAUAAAAAAGAAAGAAUAAG